Molecule: messenger RNA, 2507 nt
Organism: Manis javanica (Malayan pangolin)
Lineage: Eukaryota; Metazoa; Chordata; Mammalia; Pholidota; Manidae
Source: RefSeq, a predicted model, not a curated record
AUGCGGCUGGGGGUAAACAGCAGGAUCACAGGCCGGAAACGCGAGCCGAGAAUAUGGUCUUUUCUUGGGGAACCCACCAACCAACGUGCGCCCGUGCCCCAGAGCCGCAGCCCUGGCACUUUACCUGGCAAAACGGAGCCAGGGAAUCGGUCCCAGGCGUACCCAGGACCCCGCAGCAGCGCUCCCGGCCUCCCGGCCUCCCGGCCCGCACCUACGCCCCGCGCCGCGCCGGGCCAGCGGGGUGGUCGACCAGGGCGAAAUGCACCCACGAGGGGAGGGGCUGUCGCCGCCAAGGACAGAGCAGGUGGCCGCAGGGGCGUGGGAAAGGCCCGGUGGGAAAGGCCCGGUCAGGAUACCCCUCGGUGGGGCCCCGGGCCGCGGCCAACCCCAAACCCUGGCCGCGCCCCGUGCCGCCCCACCCGGGACCUCCGCCCGUCGGGGCGUCCUCCUUGCCGCCCCCUUCCCCGGGCUGCCCAGAAGACUGCCCCGGUGGCCUCCCCUACCUGUCCUUCGGGUCCUGCCCUAAACGUCAAAACGUCACCUCCUCGGGGAGGCCAGGCGCCCCCCGCCGCCCUCCGCAGGCCAGGUGAGGCUCUCGUACACACGCCCCUCGGCAGCACUGCCCGCCAGGUGAUGGACUGGACCAGGAGUCCGCCUUCGCCUGCAGGCUGGAGCCUCCGCGCCGGCAGGGGCCUGUCGGCCUUUAUUCGGGGAACUUUGCAGAGGGGCCCUGGUAGAUUUCCAUUGCUACCCUAAGGAUGGAUGGAGCCUUAACCCGGCCGUCUGGACCCGACCCGAACGUCUUCACUUUCAGUACAGCAAUUUCAAGAAAGGACUGGAGUCUUUCCCGUUUGUUUGGGGAAUCGUAAAUUCAUUGUUCUGUGGUGGGACCCUGACUGACACAAGGUGUCCAUUAGAAUACUCCUGCCAAAGACAAGGAAAUAAAUGUAAAGACUAAGCAUUUGGGGAGAGGAAGCAUGUCUGACCUCCAGGGAAGUGCUUAUAGAUGGUCCCUGGAAUAACUCCAGGUCAGACAAGCUCAAACUGAGAACUCUAUCUCUGGGUUUUCUGGUAAGUCCUGGAGAAGAAAUCCAGAGGUGAUAAGAAUCAACAUCUUGAAUAUCAUGAUUUUUGACAGCUAUAAAAUAUUCGACAUUUGAGUGAUGAUUUAUUUAGCCAUCCUUCUGUUGUUAGAUUCUCCGCCCCCCAAGUGGCUGUUUUCAUAAUGCUGAAAAAAACAGUCCUAUACAAAACUUUUUAGCCACCUUCCUGGUAAUUGUUUAGGAUAUAUUCCAAUGCUCCAGUAAGUGAGAUUACUGGGUCAAAGAAUAUAACCUAAGACUAUUGCAACAGAAGGCCAAACUUGUUACCUCACAUGUUGUAUCAUUUAUCUGCUAAUAGAGGAAUGGGGGCUUAUUUAACACACCUUUGUCAAGAUCAAAUGCUAUAAUACAAAUUUUUUUUAAUCUUUCCUAUUUUGAUUAAUGAAAAGUGGUAUCUCUCUUUAAACAAUUAGUUUUUCUUUCCUUUUGAAUUACUAGGAAAAUUUUUUUCCCAAGGUUUUACUGGUCAUUUACAUUUCUUUAUGUAUGAAUUAUCUGUUCAUACCUAUUACCAUUUUUCAAUUUUGGUUUAGAACUUUUCUUAUUGAUUUACAUGUGUUUUUCACAUGUUAAGGAUAGUAAUCCCUAGGCUGUCAUAUUCAUGGCAUAUUUUUAUCCCAGUUUAUCAUUUGUCUUUUAAUUUCAUUUACGAUGACUUUUGUUUACCAUUUUUAAAUUUUAAGUAAAUAAAAUCUCUCAAUUUUUUCUUUCAUGACAUUUUUCAUUGAUUUUAUGUUUAGAGAGUCCUCACCAACUUCCAAAACUAUAACUAUUCCCUAGUACUUAAAAUUUUUUAAUGAUUACAUUUCAGAUUAGACCACUAUCUUGAAGGCCUCUUCCAAUUCUAAAAUUUUAAGGGUUUUCUGAGCUUUUCUACAUUGCUAUUUUGAAACACAACCUACAAAAACAGUAGAUAUCACUGUUUUAAAACUUAACAUAUUAUUCAAUACAUCCAAUAGAAUUUCUGUAACCUAUAUGUAAGGUAUGAAAUCUAGUAAUAAAAUGAACAUUGUGUACCUAUCCCUCAACAUAAGAACUAGAAUAUUGCCAAGGGAGCUUGUUAGCAUAUUGAACUUGCAUUCAUAUAAAACCAUGAAUAUUUUCCAUUUGCAAAAAAUCACUAAUCCUCAUUCUUACACUUGUUCUGCUGAUACUUAAAACCAUGUGCAACACAAUGAUUCACAAUCACAAUAUGAGUAGAUCAUGGGGGUGGUAAUACAGCAUGGAGAAUAUAGUCAAUGAUUCUGUAACAUCUUUCUACAUUAAUAGAUAGUAACCGCACUAGAGAGGAUGACAAUUUAAUACUAGGGUAACUGUUGAACCACUGUGUUGUACAUUUGAAACCUACAUACGAUUGUAUACAACUAUACUUCAAUUUUUUUAAAUGUGCAACAUUUUUAUGCC